CAAACAAGGGCAUACACAUACAUGAGAAGCUCUUUUAACCAGAGGUAUGUUGAUCUUGUUUCUGUCAGCUACUGAGAAACAUCUUUGUGGGACUGUUUUACUGCGUAGAUACGAUGAACACAUCUGAGUAUCAGGACAACUCCUCCACAGGAUAUGGGGACUGUGGCAUCGACAACAACAUGGUGGACGUGCUGGUCCCGAGCCUCUUCUUCCUGCUCUGCGUCCCGGCUCUGGUGCUGAACGUCACGGUGCUGUGGAUCCUGCUGCGGCUCAGAACCGAGUCCACCUUCAUGGUGUACCUGCAGAACCUGGUGGCGGCCGACCUGCUCAUGACGCUGGUUCUGCCGGUGCGGACGGCCAGCGACCUCCCCGGUGCCCCUCUGGGCCUGCGGGCGUUCACCUGUCGCUACGGCAGCGUCCUCUUCUACUACUGCAUGUACAUCAGCAUCGCGCUGAUGGGGCUCAUCAGCCUGGACCGCUUCUUCAAGGUGGUCCGGCCGCGUGGACGUCUGCUCGGCCAGAACCUGCUUUUCGGCAGAACCGUCUCUGUCGCCACCUGGGCGGUCCUGCUGGGGGCGGUGGCUCUGCCCAACGUGAUCUUGACCAGCGAAACAGCCUCGGGACGCUCACACAAGUUCUGCAUGGAGAUGAAGAGCCAAGCGGGAAGAGACUUUCACAAGGCUGCCAUCUUGGCGCUGAACUGGCUGUUUUGGGUCGUGCUGGUUGUAGUUGGGUUCUGCUACAUAUGCAUAGCCUGGGCGGUGGUCCAGUCGCACAACAACUCUGGGAGUAUAAACGUGAUACGCCAACGCAAGACCAAAGCCAAGGUGUUUAUCGUGCUCGUGGUCUUCCUGGUCUGUUUCGCGCCGUACCACAUCGUACGGAUCCCUUACACGCUGCUGCAGGUAGAAAAGCACAGCUGCACCAGGGAAUCGCUGAAGGUGGCCAAGGACUUCACCCUCUGGCUCUCUGCCACCAACAUCUGCCUGGACCCACUCAUCUAUUUCUUCCUGUGUAGAAGCUUCCGAGAGAAGCUGUCCGACCUCGGAAUACUCAGGAGGUUCUCAACCACAUGACUGAUCAUAUGAAAACCUUACCACUGGCUGAAGGUUGUAGAAAAUAUUUGCUUUAUUUCAACAAUGUCCAAAAGGAUAGGAGCAGUCUUCACUCAAAGAGUUUCACCAUUUAUUCCACAGACUCGUUUCGGCAUUCUGCCUUCCUCAGUGUGUGAUAUAUUGGGAGCACUUAGACUCUGCACAAUAAUAUCCUCACUCCAAAGUGAAACUGAAAGUGCAAGAGUGAAGAUAUUACUGCACCACACAAUAUAGUUAUCCCUCUUACUUGCUUAGAAAUGCACCACGUUUCAUUUUGUCACACCAUACACCAUACUCGUGUAACUGUAUUUUAAUAGGGAAAACAUGGAGGUGUUUGGUCGCUUCUAACGUCAUCGCUGUUUGGAUCCUAAUGAAUGCAUUGGGCUAGCUAAGUGCUAUCAAAGUUGUGCCGCGCGCCAGAGCCAGUGAGUGCACGCAUUGAAACGUGAGAGGUAUGUAUCAACUCGUCUUAAUUAGGGGAAUAACGUAGUUUAAUAUGAAAAAACGGUGAAGUGUUUCUUUAAGUUAAUGGUUAAGUAAUGCCAUUUGCAUGUGUUACCAACCCUUGUGUGUAUAAUUCAGCCUUUACACAAAUUAAGCAUUUAAGCAUCGGAGUCAUUCACACUACUCAAACAUGGGAUUAGAAAAAACCUAAUGGUAUUCCAUAGUAGGUUAGGGCUAACUUUCUGGAGCACCAAAAAUCUUUUUUUCCUCUGCCAAAACAAGUUAGGCCUUUGUGUUAUUUCAAAUAUUAUACAAAUAAACAGAGGCUCAGCGCUAUAUGUUCUGGACAAAAAGAGAUUCUGAAUCGCCAUUAGGUGUCAGCAAAGUCUUUCGCCUUCAGUAGCCAAGGCCUACCUUAUUAUAGGGGGAGUUUCAGACUGUGGAGGCCGGGUGGGUCCCCUUGGAACAUCCAGCUCAGGGGGCUCCAACGUUUCUAUGUCAGAAACAGGAUUGCACAGGUGGUCGUCCCAUCUGCCUCAUAUCCUCCACCAAUUGUCUUGCAAUAUCUGUAGCCUCUUUCAUGAUGCCAGUGAACCGGUCCAAAGCAAAAGCAUGAUCCUCUCGAUCUGUCAGAUAUCCGUUUGAUUCCUGCAACCAAACACUCAAUAAAUACCGAGAAUAGUGCCUCAGCU
Molecule: messenger RNA, 2230 nt
Organism: Sardina pilchardus (European sardine)
Lineage: Eukaryota; Metazoa; Chordata; Actinopteri; Clupeiformes; Clupeidae
Product: P2Y purinoceptor 13-like
Exons: 2
Coding region: 114-1076 (320 amino acids)
Biological process (GO): negative regulation of adenylate cyclase activity; G protein-coupled receptor signaling pathway
Cellular component (GO): membrane
Molecular function (GO): G protein-coupled purinergic nucleotide receptor activity
Source: RefSeq, a predicted model, not a curated record